UUAUUUGAAGGUUUCUGGUUCGUACGAUUCAUACGGAAUUCAUACCAUUUUCAGCCAAUAGGAGAGCCAGCUCGCAUUACGUCAUUACAUCACAAAAUUCCUCAUUCAUUCUCUAACACCACUUCCCUGCUCUUAUCUAAGCUUUAACAUGGCUCCCAAAAUGAGAAGCAGUAAUGUUCUGCGUUAUAUUGAGAGUGCGGGACUCUCUGAGGAUCUCAGCGAGUUUGAGAGUGAGAACGUAUCGGCAGGGUCUCGCUUGGCCACCAAGAAUGAGACGGCAGUUCAUGUAGAGAGCACAGCUCGUCUAUAUGAACUCCGUCUCAUUCAGAUGGAGAAAUUCGCCAUACGAGAGAAGGACACGGCUAUUCUUUUUGGUGAAAAUAGCCGUCCAUUUAGGGCGGCUACUAUCAAGACCUUUCUCGAAUACUUAGGCGAACCGAAGGGCACCAAAAUUGGCAGUCUCGCCUGCAAGGGUCUGGCGCCACCUUCAAUAAAAGCAUUAAGAUUCUGGAUGCCGAAGUUUGGGCAUGUUGGCCCAUACAGUGAGCAAGUUAAAAGGGAUCAUGAUGGGAAAAUUAUAGACAUCAUCCCAAAAGGGAACCCUAUGGAGGAUGCUGGUAAGUGUCUGUUAUGAUGAUUAUGACAGUAUUCCUGUCAGCCUUAUCAUUAUACCAGUACAAGAAACAGAUUUUUGGACUGUCUUGUACUUGUAGCAUAGCUGUCAACUCUCCCGCAUUAGGCGGGAGUCUCAAGAUUUAUUUCUAUCACGGAGGGUACAAGAUGCAGGUUGCAGGUCGGCUGCAGGUUGAGUACAAAAUGCAGGUCGGGUGAUUACAUUUUUUUUUUUUUUGCUUUAUCUAUUUCAUACAAACUACGGCUCACGUGACGCGUUAAAAUAUUGAAUACUUAGAUUCUCGUUUAUUACUAAGCAAUUAUGUGACCUUGGGAAUAAAGAAUAUCUUUCCAGUCAAGGUUUUAUUUCUAUCAUUUUCUUUAAAGGUGUCAAGACAUUGAUACGUUCGCUAAAUAAAAGGAAGCGCCGAACUUCUAGAAAAGACAUGAGGGCCGGCAUGAAGCCCUAUGAGGCAAAGAAGGCGCCACCAUUCUCUCUUGAGGAUAUGCUCAAGAUGAGAGAAUACUGUUUGAAGACAGUUGAGGUAAACAAUUUAAUUACCAUCACAAAAAAGUGCAUUAGAAAUAAACAGGUAAUAUCACAUAUAGGUCCAUUCUACAAACAUGACAGACACAAUAGACUCUGUAGUCGAAUAUUCCAUAAUAUUCCAGGGGUCCAUCAGAGAGGACGACGGCAUCUAGUAGAUUCUAGGAUAAUCUCCGAUACUAUCACAAAAUCAAGGGUCCAGCAGAUGGAAGAAGCAGGAACUAAAUAGACAUCUGUCUAAUAGCA
Molecule: messenger RNA, 1405 nt
Organism: Nematostella vectensis (starlet sea anemone)
Lineage: Eukaryota; Metazoa; Cnidaria; Anthozoa; Actiniaria; Edwardsiidae
Exons: 3
Coding region: 149-634 (161 amino acids)
Source: RefSeq, a predicted model, not a curated record